Portunus trituberculatus (swimming crab) is the source of this 6324-nucleotide messenger RNA. Its product is annotated as zinc finger protein 652-A-like. The transcript is spliced from 15 exons. Lineage: Eukaryota; Metazoa; Arthropoda; Malacostraca; Decapoda; Portunidae. Gene Ontology annotation, molecular function: RNA polymerase II transcription regulatory region sequence-specific DNA binding; DNA-binding transcription factor activity, RNA polymerase II-specific. Gene Ontology annotation, biological process: regulation of transcription by RNA polymerase II. The record is from RefSeq and is a predicted model, not a curated record. Gene Ontology annotation, cellular component: nucleus. Bases 1525 to 4668 code for a protein of 1047 amino acids.
UGACAAGGCAGGGGAGACCGGGGAGAGCACAGACAACACUCCAUCUGUGUGAGCCACAAAGAGGCUCGACACAGCAUUUUAUCCCGGGUUCUCCUGUAGACUGCCAGCGAGGAAGCGCUCCCGUCGUAACUCCUUGAUGGCGUGCCGUGCCCCCUCGCUUUACUGUAUUCUCACGGCGGGGGUGGAACAGGCAGUGUGCAGUCUCGUCUCUGGCGACUCCCCAAGCUAGUAGUCAGCGCGGACUAGAGUAUCAAACUCCAGCAGUAUAAAGCUCCCCUUAGCUGCUCGUGUCUUUCUAACUCGGGUGACAAGACCAGAGGCUAUUUUGGUUAUCCUCCCUGUUUUGGUCAUUUGCUUAACUCGAGUCCUGAGCGGUAGCUAGUCCCUUAUUGCUACCCUAGAGGCAGUGUGGAUAAGGGAAAACCAAGCCUUCUACAAGUCUAUUAAUUGCAAACACAAUUCGGUACAAGAUUGGUAAGACUAAACACCCAUAACUCAUCCUAACAUGUAACAGUGCCAACCUACACAUCCUCACUCUCCUGAACAUUAGUUAUACCUACGGCACCCAGCCAGAAAUGUAUUUAUUGGUAAUACAUUUGCACAACACAAUGAGUCAAAAGAACUAGCUGGCAUAAACAUAAAUUAAUAAUUCUGUUUGCGAGGGAGAGAAAUAUCCUUCCACAUCUCCAUUCUCUUACUUAUAGGUUCUAUCACCAAAGAGGGAAGGGAUAACUAAAACACCCUUUAUGUAACAAUACGUAUGAUUAAAAAAAAAAAAAAAAGAUCAGUAUGUUACAAAUUUGUCUGGUUAUUUAAAGGGAGAACACACAUGUGUGGUCUUUGUAUGUAAAGUGCAUAUGUAUGUAUCUGCAUAUGUGUGUAUGUAUAAAGAAAACUGAAGAAAAAGAGAAUAAAGUGGAUGGAUUGUGGGCCUUUGUGGUAGAUGAAGACAAUAUGAUUAUGGGCAGUAUGUAAUUGAAAAGUCCCUUAUAGACUAAGCCGUCUUUUUUUUUUUUUUAUCACUAUCAACAAGGUAAUGGAUAGUGAAGCGAUGUGUGGGAAUACUGAGGCUUGUAUGCAACCAUAUAAUUAGUAGCGGCUUAUGACAAAAAUAGCAUGUGUGAGGUAAUAUCAGGUUAUAGAAUGUAGAGAAUACAUCCACCAAAAGUUAAUGAAGGCAAAUGAGAAAAAAAAAAAAAAAUUCGGUCAAGAGAAAGAGCUGCUGCUAUUGAUGACAAUUAAUCAAGGAAUAUUUCACGAUUUAUAUAGUAAUUUAAUAAUGUUUAGCAUCACAGUAGGUGGGAGUGUCGCUAUAAUUAUAGUGACAGAUUUCGAGGCGUGUUUAAAUAAAGCGUAGCCAGGCUCUAUUGCAGAGACGCGAGGAAAGCGCGAGGCGAGGCGAGGCGAGGCCAGCAGCAGCGUCAGCAUCAGCUGUUGUUUACAUCCUGAGGUGAGGCGGCAGGCGGGCACUGCACGGCCACGCAGCAGCAGGACGAGGCACUUCACGCGGGGCACAGCAGUGAGAUGGAAGACGCAGUGAGCCCCCAGUGGACAUUGGUGAUCAGAAAUGAUGGAGAAACCAGCGUAGUGCCCCUAGCAGAGGUGUCAGCACUGCAGCAGGAUGAGGCUGCCAUUGGAGACAAGAAUUCUACCAUCAUUGUUCUUCAGACUCAUGAACAAGAUGUACUUGUGGACAACUCAGGGCUAGAACUUAGCUCUUCUCAAGCCAUCUCACAGAAUGAUCCAGUGAGUGAGGGAGAAGCUGAGCAUGUGGCUGACUUCAUCACAGUGUCAGCAGGACAGGAAGAGGGAGUUGUUGACCCACUUAGUAUCACUAUUGCUGACACCUCUCACCACCUCCCAGAUAUUGGUCCUGACACACUGGAUAACAUCCACAUCAGUGUUCUGGCUGCGAGUGAGGUGACUCAAGCCAUUCCUGAAAAAGCUGCCACUGAGGAUUCAGUCCCAGCUCCAUGUGAGAUUCAGUCUUUGGAGCCACCCAUUGCUGCUGCCACUGCUGCUCCUGCUAUCAUAUCCUCAGGAUCUCAGAGGUUAAGCUCAAUAGGGCAUGGAGCAGAUACACCAGCCUUCACUCCUGUCUAUGAAGAUUCUAGACAGCCUACAAAACAUUGGAAAGAGAAAGAACGAAAGGAAAAGUUGAAAAAUCUCGGUGUCAAGUUUAGAUUAGGGAGAGACUUCACCAAGCAGCAAAGGAAAGAAGACUUUUGCAGCAAGGUUGAUUUGUGGACCCAGAAAUUGGCUUGUUCAAAUGAGCUUGUUGAGCCAUUUGAGAGGCUUGAGGCCACACUGCACAGGGAUAUUACUGCAGAGCUGGGCCUGGCUUCCAGCAGGAACAUCUUCAUCAGUCUCCAACAGCAGGGCAUGGCUCGAGGAGUGAGAGUGACUGAGACCAGUCCGGGCCACAUUGUGGUGUCUGGGUCUCUCAUGGAGCUUCUUGCCUCCAGGGACAUCAUUCUGGAGGAAAUAAGAAAACUAAGAGGUCUAUCAGAGAAUGGGACAUCACCUACUACUCGUGAUGUUGGUGUCAUGUGUGAGUUGAUUCCCUCACCUGUCACUACUCGUCAUGCCUCCACCCUGGGCCUAGAUCGCUCUGCCAGGCGCUACCAUUCCGUCCUCUCCCGUCCACUCUCACCAGAGCCAAGUCCACUGCGCAGGAGAUCCAAGAAGCAGUUAGUGGGCCACUCCAGUGCAAGGAACACUGACAAGAGGCGCCUGAUGAAAGACUUUCCUGAAAGGGUGACCAAGAAGCAUGCACAGAACCAAAAUCUUAAGAAUGUUGAGUGUGGAAUAAAACCCAAGAAUAAAAAUGGUAUAUUCUCAGAAUGCAUUCAUCAAAAUUCUCAAGAGGAAGAUCCUCAUAAUAGUCUGAGCAUGUCAGGUGUCAAGACUGAACCAUGUGCUGUUCAGACCAUAAGUAUAAGCAAUCAAAGUUCUGCAGAGAGUGAAAGGGUGAAAAAUGAAGAUAGUAGUGACUUGAAGGCUCUAGGGAUGAGUCAAGAUGGGAGCAGUCUUGCUGUGUCAGCAGUGAGGGAAGGGGAUGGGACCAAACCUCCAGAGAGGACUGUUCAUACAGAACUUAAUAAGGCUGAUAGUUGUUUAGAAAAUAUUAAUAAUGACUGCUGUAAUGUAAACAAAUCAAGGCAGCAAGUAGAUGAGGUGGACAUGACCAUGAAGGAUGAAGUGUUUGACCAGCAAGAAACCUUCAAAGAAACAGAAGAACUCCAAGACCCACAGAACUCAAAUCAGGUCAAAUUCAAGUUCUCAUGCAAGAUUUGUUCUUACAAGAGUACUAGAGAAAAUCACUUCAUCAAACAUAUGCAGCUCCAUGAAAAGGGUCUGGCACUGUACCGGUGCAGCGAGUGCAAUUUUGUGUCCAUACGAGCCAGCCACCUUCGGCGCCACAAAAUGUCCCAUGCUCUGCAAGUGCUCCACUGCCACUUGUGUGCUUACACGUGCGAUGACCAGAAGCUCCUGACUAAGCACGUCAGGGUCAAGCACCACACCCCAAAGCAACCCAGCCCUUCUGACAACAUGUUUGAAUGUGAGGAGUGUGAGUACAAGACCAGCUGGCACUAUGCAUUUCAAAAGCAUCAGCGUACCCACACGUCCUCCAAGGUGGUGGUCAUGCAUUCUUGUCCACAGUGUCACUACAAGACCGUGCGACGAGAACAUUUUUUGCGGCACAUAAAGAAUGUGCACCAGAACUAUCGGCCUUUCCUGUGUGACAUAUGCGGCAAGGCAUUCAAGAGGCAGGAUGCUCUCAAGCAGCACCACGUGUCUCACUAUCAGAAUCUGGCACAGGUAGGGCCAUAUGGUUUUGUGUGUCACAUCUGCCAGAAGGUUUGCAGGUCAGCGGCUUAUCUCAAGGAACACAUGGCAACACAUUCUGAGGAGCGGUCCUUCCUGUGUGAAGUGUGCGGUGCUUCCUUUAAGACUCGCUCAGUGCAGAGGAACCACGUGCAGACCAUCCACCGCCGACCAAGAGCCUUCACCUGUGUCACAUGUGACAAAAAGUUCAACACCAAGUUUGCUCUGCGCCGCCACAUGAAACAGCACGGCAGCAGCAUCCAAGACAUAGAAGAACUGCAAGACCUUGCCAGAAACUCCAGAGUGAACAGCAGUGUUGGGCGGCUUUGUGAGCUGCAGCCAGCUGCCUCUUCUCUGCUGCCCCAGGGGUCUACAAGUAUGGUUCACCUUCCUGGACGAAGUCGAUCAUCUCUACCCUCUGCACCUGAGUCACCCCCUCAACAUCCUUCAUCAGCCUGCCAGAUCACCAUUGAUGGCCAGCCACCUUUCCUAGUGCCCCAUCUUGAUUCCCAGCAUGCAGCACUUGAGAGCGGUGAAGCUUGCAUCAGUAAAGUAGGCAGUGGGACGUCUCUGGUAGGAGGUGAAGGAAGUAGUGGAGCUGAGCUGGCAGCCCUUGGAAAUACUCAGGCUGGGGCAACUGUGUCUAUGCCUGUUGUCCCUGCCACUGUCCACAUACUGAACCAGAACACCUUAUCUACAAGCUCAGGAGAUUUAAUCCUCUCAUCGGAGCACUAUGAUGGGAGCCAAGGCUCAGCGGUGGUGGGCGAUGACACAACAAAUUAUAUCAAUGCAGACCAUGGUAACUCCACCCUGUUAUACCUAACAGCAAACUUUAACUAAUCUUAAGUAGGCCUUAUGUAUACCAACCUCCAAAACUGGAGGUGCAUCCUGUAGGAUACUGUUGGCCUGUAGAUCAGUAUUAAAAGGAUGAUGGUGUGUUGUUUUGUAUAUUAGAUAUUAUUGUACAUUCACUUCUUUCUUUACUUAUUUAUUUCCAAAAAUAUUAUUUUUAUACUGAGAACUAGAUUGAGGUGACAUUGAUCCAAUGAAAUAUAUGUACAUACAUGUGGUUUUGUUCUCUUACUCUAAGAAAUUAGUCUUAAAAGCAGAUUUGUAUUUGUAUUUGUAUUUGUCAAAAGCUUGACUUACAUUUGGUGUGUUGAAUCUCUGAGGCACUAUUGAUCAAAGCUAUUCAUUAAGAAUUAUGGAAUGGAAUUGUAAUGAGCUCAUUUAAAAAGACCUCAAUGUAAUGUAGAAUUUUGUUUCCUUUUUGAAACGUAUUUGAACUACUCUUUUAUUUUCCAAAUUGUGAUGCUGUAGAAUAACAAUCUAAUGAUAUUUAGAUAGAUGAGUGAGCCAUCAUAUCAUAUUUGAAUGAACUACAGUUAACUCGAUUAACGUGAGUUUAAAUACUGCAAUUUUUUAUUUAACGCAACUUGAUAUUUAAGGAGAUGCGAUUAAAUAACAUAAUUUAUUUUAUUUAAAGCGAAUUAACUUGACCCAGUGACGUCAUGCACACUCACACUGCUUCUGGAGGAGAACCACACUGAGAAGCUUUCGGCCAGAUUCUCAAAAAAUACCUUCCAUAUUUGUUUGUUGAAAGAUACCGUCCAGGAGAAAUUGGUAUUCUUUAGAGUGCAUUCCCACAGCUUGGGAAGGCAAUGAUCAGACAGGAUUUACCUUUGCUGCAAAGAUGAACCAAGACCCAUCAUCAUCAUUACCUUCAUAUCAAGUUUGCCUAAAUACCUAUUAUUAUUUUUUUUUUGUGAAGUAAUUAACUUUAGAAACAUCUAAAUAUAUAAGCUAUCAUUGAAAUAGGCUUACUUUACAAAAAUUGUGAUUGGAAUCAAAUCCACGUGUGGAAUCCUCAAAACUUGUUGGUAGCACGUCGAUAAUAACAAAACCUUAUUGAACAAACAGGUCUGAGGAACAACAACAUCACUGCUGCCAAGCUUCAAUCAUCAUGUCUCCAUCUCCCAAGUUUUCUAUCAGAAUUCUACUUAGCUUAUGAUCAGUUUUGUCUUUAUCACUUGAUAAGUACCCAUUUAUAUAGAUAGUUGGUGGACUGUCCUCUUCUCAUCACCUGCACAGUUGAAGGAGGUGGCGAUUCUCCCCUGUGUUACGGCCACUAUAUGGCCAUCUGUGCUUUUAUUUGGAAGCAGUUUUCCUCACUCACCAAAUCUAUUAAUAAAUCACACUCUUCACCAGUAAUAGGGCUGGUUCUCUUCGUAAAAUUUUCCAUGUUGCCGGUAGUGGAAGAGUGAGACAGCGUGGUCUGGACUGUAUGGCUCAGUCAGCUGAUGUGAUGGUAAACACACACUGUUAUCAACCACCACCAAAUUAUACCUAUGGUUUAUGUUGUUAAAUGCAUUAUAUAAGAAUAAACAUAUGAGUAUGGGAUAAUAUUCAUGGCAUAUAAAUUCAUAUGACAAAUCACAUUGAAUUAAUAAUUGUGUAGUUUCCUGUACAAGAAAGAUGCAAAUGCGAGAAUGUGCA